This is a messenger RNA of Priceomyces carsonii, 1134 nucleotides long. It is a transcript of the gene RFG1, whose product is annotated as HMG domain-containing transcriptional repressor. Lineage: Eukaryota; Fungi; Ascomycota; Pichiomycetes; Serinales; Debaryomycetaceae. Gene Ontology annotation, molecular function: RNA polymerase II cis-regulatory region sequence-specific DNA binding; DNA-binding transcription factor activity, RNA polymerase II-specific. The coding region runs from base 1 to 1134 and encodes 377 amino acids. The transcript has a single exon. The record is from RefSeq and is a predicted model, not a curated record. Gene Ontology annotation, biological process: negative regulation of transcription by RNA polymerase II; cell differentiation; anatomical structure morphogenesis.
AUGUCUACCGCAGUUAGUCAUUUUCACCAUAGCAUGGAAGAUGUUCAUUCGAAAAACUUGCCUUCUUUGGCACAGAUAAUGCCAAUGAAUUCAAUCGGCAAUUCUGCGAAUAAUACUACAAAUAACGGUUCUAUCUCUGGUGUUACUGGAAGUAACAGUGUCAAUACAAACAAUGCACCAUUGUCACCGACACUUCUUCUCAUGGCUCCUACUUUUGAUCAAAAAAUGUACCAACCAGUAUCAUCUCCAGAAAUCUUUUCCAAUAAUUCUUCAGCAAGUACAACUCCUGCGUCGUCUUUCAGCAGCCAGGGAUCUGGCACCUCGAUCAUUGAAGAGAAGUGUACUUGUAAAUCAAGCCCCAACAAAAUUCCAAGACCAAGAAAUGCAUUUAUUUUGUUUAGACAAAAAUAUCACCAGGCAGUAUUGGAUGAAGGUGGAGUUAUUAGAACCAACCCAGAAGUUAGCAGAGAAUUAGGAAGAAGAUGGAGGGCUUUACCACCUGAUGAGAAAGAUCAUUGGAACAAUUUGGCAGAGGAAGAAAAGAAAAAUCAUGCAAGGAAGUAUCCUGGUUAUAGGUAUGCCCCAAGAAGAAACGGAAAAAAUAAAGGAUGCCCAGCUUGUCGUCAAAAGGCAUUAAGGCAGCAACAACUUCAAUUACAUAACCAACAGAUGUUGCAAAUGCAACAAGAUCAGUACCAGCAAUACUUUCAACAAACACAGCCGCAGGCUGCUCAACCACAACAGAUCCAAGCGCAUCAGCAAGUUCCACAACCACAACAACAGCAGCAAAACCCACAAGCACAACAAGCUAAUUCUCAACCCUUUACACAAUUUGUUCUUUCUAAUCCGUAUCAACAAUUCACAACGUCUCAAUAUAACACAGACUUGGCUCAGCACGAGAAACUCAGUCCGUUGUCUGUGAUGCCUGGCCAAUUGAACCAAGAUUACAUGGGGAAUCAACAAUUCAUAGUGAACUACGACGUUGGACAUAUACAAGGUGCUGCACCACCGAUUUCAGCUCCUAUGCCUGGCCCAGCUCAACUGGCUCAAAUGCAAAGGUAUGGAUCGUUACCAACUCCGGUUUCCGCAACGAACUACGGCUUUGAUGUAUUCAAUAUGCCAUCUCAGCAGUGA